UCGGGAGCGGGGCCGGUUCUAUGGUGGCUGCGCUGGCGGCGGGCCACAGACACAGCUGCCUGGGGCUGAGGUGGUAGAUGGUAGCGAAAGUCGGAGGGAGAGGAGAGUGAUGAAUGGACCAGCGAGACUUGCGCACUUGGGCCGUCGCGAGCGAGUUCUCAAGUUAGGCGAGAGUUUCGAGAAGCAGCCGCGCUACGCCUUCCACACUGUACGCUAUGAUUUCAAACCUGCUUCUAUUGACACUUCUUGUGAAGGACACCUUGAAGUUGGCAAAGGUGAACAGGUGACAAUAACUCUGCCAAAUAUAGAAUACCUGUUGAUGACCAUCCCUGCUCCUAACUCUGCCCAGCUUUUGGGUUCAACUACACCAGUAACUGUUUUCAAAGGUUCAAAGAAGCCUUACUUAAAAGAGUGCAUUUUGAUUAUUAACCAUGAUACUGGAGAAUGUCGACUAGAAAAACUAAGCAGCAACAUCACUGUAAAAAAAACAAGAGUUGAAAGAAGCAGUAAAAUUCACCAUCAUGUAGAACAGCAGCAACAAAUACAAAAUUCAACUAGGAUUCCCAGUCUUAUAAAGCAUUCUCCAUCUGAAGACAAGAUAGCCCCAACAUCGCUAAUGGAUGACAUUGAAAGAGAACUAAAGGCAGAAGCUAGUCUAAUGGACCAGAUGAGUAGUUGCGAUAGUUCAUCAAAUUCCACAAGUUCAUCAUCAUCAAGUAGUGAAGAUAGUUCUAGUGAAUCAGAUGAUGAAGAGGGCAGGUCUUCUAAUCCAGGGAAUUGUAUCUCAGGGCGUCCUACCAUGUCUGCCAUACCACAGUCCAGGACUUCUGAUACAGAUGCUGGUCGUGAGAGAUUUCAUGACAACAGUGGCUUUCUGAUGAAUACUCUACGUAAUGAUUUGCAGCUGAGUGACUCAGGAAGUGACAGUGAUGACUGAAGAAAUAUUUAUCUAUAAAUAUAACUUUUACAAGGCAUGUGUUUAUUUUGUAUUAAAAUAAAGACUCCUAAGAGUAAGGAAAAUAUGAUACUUUUGAUGAUAAAAGAAAUUAAAUUUGAUUGAAACUUUAAAA
Molecule: messenger RNA, 1070 nt
Organism: Heterocephalus glaber (naked mole-rat)
Lineage: Eukaryota; Metazoa; Chordata; Mammalia; Rodentia; Bathyergidae
Gene: Eaf2
Product: ELL associated factor 2
Biological process (GO): transcription elongation by RNA polymerase II
Cellular component (GO): super elongation complex
Molecular function (GO): transcription elongation factor activity
Source: RefSeq, a predicted model, not a curated record